GGAAGAAUAACCAGUGGAAUAAUAUUACGUGACACUGCUGUGACCACUGGCGACGGCAGAAAGCACAGCAACACCAUCCUACCACUUACUUGCGCAUCCAUGAACACCGCUGUGUAUGACGUGUCCACGCUGCAACUUGGCGAUCAGGUGUGUAUCUGGGACUUUGGACGAUGGCCAAUCUCGUACUCCCAUCACGGAAUCGUCUAUGAGCGCGGCACGUCGUUGCAGACGGUCAAGGUAGCGCACACGUGGAGUCCGCUCUCCAACUUUGCCGAGGCGCAGGCGGACUCGUACUUUCGGCUGACGACGCUAGAGCAGUUCUUAGACGGCCGGCAGUUCAAGCACUUGCGUCGCGUGCAAUACAACUCGUCUAUCCUGGGCGACGCGAUCUCGAAGCUCGGCGAAGUCCACCGGUCGGCGUCCGACAUCCCGCCCGUGGUGAUCGCGCGAUGCAAGUUUCUGCUUGGCGCAGGUCGUGGCCACUUUAACAUCUUGUCCCUCAACUGCGAGCAUGUUGCGUACUGGUGCAAGACGGGUCGUUUGUUUGCCAAGCAGAUCUUCACCACGAGUCCAACUGAGGUGCCGUACAUUCGGCAGCGGUCGCUCUCGUGUAAAGUGGACGCGCUAUUUGCGACAAUGCACGAGUUGAAGGAACGUUAUCGCAUUGAGUGCAUGGCGCUAUGCAGUCGACUCAACGACAUUGACGAAGGCGGCAGUCGCAAGCGCAUUUACAUCAAAGCCAAGGACCGAUCGAACCGGUACCUUCAAGUACGCGGCGAGCACGUGUACCUGGUUGAGUGCGAUUUCGAAGAAACCAACCCGUUGCUACAGCAAUUUCCCACGCCUUUCUACGCGUUUGCCGAACACACCGACGUGAACGUGGUCAAGGUGUCGUUUCGCGAAGUGGCCACUGGCCGCAUGGUGUGUUCGAAAGCGAAAUGCGUCAAGCUGAUCACCCAACGCUUGUACCAUCGAGAAAACCUGUUUCGGUUCGAAUAUGCAUAUAAUGGCGAGCUCCAGUCGCGGCGGCUCCGGCGGUGGUACAUUGGCGCGCGACCCAAGGAUGGCCUGGUGCGGACGUUAGUCUCGAGCGACGACGCGAUGGCGUUUGAAUUUGUCGACGCCAAGAUGCUUGCUGCGUCGCCAGCCAGUGAGCCCCCUGUGGCACCGAGUUGUUCCGACGCUACCAACGACACGGACAUUAGCAGUAGCUAGUACAUAUUUAACAGUCGGACGUACAUGCCGUCGUCGGUGGUUCGUGGAGGCAACAUAGAACAACAAGUCAUUCUAUGUAACUACAGGUCUA
Aphanomyces astaci is the source of this 1306-nucleotide messenger RNA. RefSeq lists its product as hypothetical. NCBI's taxonomy places the organism in Eukaryota, Oomycota, Saprolegniomycetes, Saprolegniales, Verrucalvaceae. The transcript is spliced from 2 exons. The record is from RefSeq and is a predicted model, not a curated record. The coding region runs from base 100 to 1215 and encodes 371 amino acids.